AAAGAAAAAAAAGAAAAAGAAAAGAGAAAGGGAAUAUUACGCUGACACCCAUAAAAACUACAGCUCAGCUCAACAAAGUCUACACAGUAUCUCUCUUUCUCUCUCUAGACUUCUCUCAAACAUUUCCCGAUGUCCACCGUAACAGUCGUCAGAUCCCCCUAACGAGCCGCUGAGUCUCUUGACUGUUUUUUUUAUUGAAAUCAGUGUUAGAUUUUUGUUCCGUACAUGGCGGAGGAAGACGUCGUUCCCGAAACCUUCCGAGUUCUCGUCGAGAGCGCGGACCGUAAAUUCGCACGAGUCCGGGACUUACCGUCGUACGGACGAGCACAAGGCCAACACUAUUUCCAGAAAGUCUUCAAAGCCUAUAUGCGGUUAUGGAAGUACCAGCAAGAGCACCGACCCGAGCUUGUCAAAGCCGGUUUGAACCGGUGGGAGAUUGGCGAAAUCGCCGGUCGGAUCGGCCAGCUGUAUUUCGGCCAGUACAUGAGGACGAGCGAGGCUAGGUUUCUGGUCGAAGCCUACAUUUUCUAUGAAGCGAUUUUGAAGAGAAGGUAUUUCGAAGGGUGUGGAGUGAAGGAUCUUCGAGUUCGGUUUAAGGAGUUGAGAUUUUAUGCCCGGUUUUUGCUGGUUUCGUUGAUUUUGAACCGGACCGAGAUGGUGAAAGUUGUCGUCGAAAAGCUUAGAGCUCUUAUUGAUGAUUGCAAGGCUAAUUUCCGGGAAACAAACUUUAAAGAGUGGAAGCUAGUAGAGCAAGAAAUUCUCCGCUUUAUAAACAUUGAUACUACUUUUACCAUUCCAAGUUCGAGGCCAUUUCGGUACUGUGCUAUGCUCAACUGUCAUCCAAAUUCUGUUCCAUAUGUAGCUCGAUUCCAUGCAAAGAAGGUUCUAAAGUUUCGGGAUGCUAUCCUGAUGAGUUAUCACCGGAAUGAGGUAAAGUUCGCAGAACUUACUCUGGAUGUAUACAGAAUGCUGCAGUGUUUAGAAUGGGAGCCUAGUGGAUCAUUUUACCAGAAGCAUCCUGCUGAACCAAAGGAGAAUGGUGUUGCAGUUGAUUAUUCUGGAGCUUCUGGACUAAUUGAUAUGAAUUUGGCUGCAGACAUGACUGACCCCGCUCUACCUCCAAAUCCCAGGAAGGCUAUCCUGUAUCGACCAUCUCUGACACAUUUGAUAGCAGUUAUGGCAACAAUUUGUGAGGAGCUCCCUCCAGAGAGUAUUAUGCUUGUUUAUUUAUCAGCAUCAGGGAAGCCUGGUCAAAUUAAUACUUCUCAUGUAGAAACUUCAGGAGGAUCUAGGCGAACAAGAAAAAGCAUGGUCACUUCUCACAGUUCUCUUGAACAGAAUUGCUCUGCAACUGAAUCCCACAUCAAUGGUGUGAAAGGGCCUAGUGACUACUAUAAUGAUUACUUGUGGUUAGGUCCUAAAGGAAAUGGUGGUUCAAGUAACCUCUAUCCUGGUGAUAUAAUUCCUUUCACCCGAAGACCUCUUUUCUUGAUCAUUAAUAGUGACAGCAGCCAUGCAUUCAAGGUCUUACAUGGUGCAGAAAGGGGAGAGAAAGCUGCUCUUCUGCUUUCACCAUUGAGACCAACUUUUAAGGGCCCAUCUAGUGCUGAUAUUACUCAGAAUGGAAGUCAGUUUACCCUUUUCUUGACUGCUCCUCUGCUAGCAUUUUGCCAAAUGGUUGGGUUCUCCUUGUCUGAUAGUGAUACGGAGGUCCUUAAUAGUGCUGAAAACAUACUAUCUACUGCUUUCUCCAAGUGGGAAGUAAUUCUUUGCAAAUCACCUAGCCUUGAUCUGGUUUGGGCGCAGGUUUUAUCUGAUCCAUUUUUAAGGCGGCUUAUUGUUAGAUUCAUAUUCUGUCGGGCCGUGCUCUCUGCCAUCUGGCCUCCAGAAGGGAGCGAUCAAUAUCUGCCUCUUUGCCUACCACAACUUCCUAAUUCUCUCUCUCCGAAGUCUGAUGUCGUGCAGUCUUGUGUCAGCCAGCUUGCAGAUCACCUGAAAGUUUCCAACUACUUUCACUUUGGGGAUUCAUAAGGUGGACCAUAUAAUUUGAUGAAAUCUGUAAAAUAACAUUGUUGCAUUGAAUCAGAUCUUUUGGUAGUGUAGCUCCUGGAGUUUCAACACAAGUUGGACUUUCUGGGCAGUCAAAGGUAUAUGAUUGCUGAGUGAGGCUUAAGACAGGCAUUGUCAAGGCUAUUUGAUCGACCAUGCUUGCUUUAGCUUCUAAUUGCCUACGCACAACAUCACUUGUCUAUCGAUCUGUCUGCUGAAACUAUAACCUGGUUUGCUACUAAGUUGAGAUGGGUGCUUGAUAACUUGCAAGGUGCGUAUGAAGAUAGUUGGGUAAAGCCUUUAGGACUCGGUUGAUGUAUGUAUGAGGUAAUUGUUGUGAUGGGUGCUUGAUGGGAUCUUUUCUUUUGUAAAAAGAAAAAGCGAGGUAGGCUAGUGGGAUUAAUUCUUUCUUCUUGUUCUCCCCUUUUUGAUCGGUUUGAUUUACAUGUAUUCUUGGAAAAAAAAGGUUCAUGAAGAGAUAGUAGGUAAAACGAAUAUAUGAUUGGCAAUUGAGGAGUCGUUUCAAUA
Messenger RNA from Gossypium raimondii (Peruvian cotton), 2577 nucleotides. RefSeq lists its product as uncharacterized. Gene Ontology annotation, biological process: DNA-templated transcription. The record is from RefSeq and is a predicted model, not a curated record. Lineage: Eukaryota; Viridiplantae; Streptophyta; Magnoliopsida; Malvales; Malvaceae. Gene Ontology annotation, molecular function: transcription corepressor activity. The transcript is spliced from 9 exons. Gene Ontology annotation, cellular component: nucleus. Bases 226 to 2031 code for a protein of 601 amino acids.